ACAAAUAAAAAAAACUAAUAGUAGAAUAGAACACAAUAAAACUAUGAAAAUUCUUUAAGAUUUCUUUUGUAGAUUUGAAUAAGAUCAAAAUCUAGGAAAUGCAUUUAUCUGCUUGACUUGCAUUCAUCUUGAAAGCAACCCAAAGAACGUUCUUUAAGCCGAAUCAGUCGACCGCCGAGUAGGCAUCGAAAAACACAACGAUUACGUUUCGUUCCUUUUAUUUAAAAAAAAAGCAAUGAAGUACAACAAUCUUGGUGAUACUGGCAUGAAAUUGUCUCACAUCAGCUUAGGAGGAACUGCUUUUACCAACAUUUACGGAAAAUUCGAUGAGGAUAGAGGCAUCCAGUUGCUAAGAGAGUCGUUCAAACUGGGAGUGAACUAUAUCGAGACGAGCCCUUGGUAUGGACAGGGAAGCUCUGAGAGGACUAUUGGAAAGGCACUAAAAGGCAUCCCGAGGGAUUCGUACUACAUUGGCGGGAAAGUGGGUAGAUACGAGAAAGAUGUGGAGAGGAUGUUCGACUUCAGCGCUGAGAGGGUCACCGCCAGCCUGGAACAGUCCCUGGGCCUCCUUGGCUUGGAGUACGUGGACUUGAUUCAGGUACACGACCCCACGUUCGCUCCAGACACUUCAGUGAUACUAAAAGAAACUCUACCAGCUUUAGAGAGGGCAGUAAGGGAUGGGAAAGCGAGAUACAUCGGCCUCGCAGACUACGACCUAGAUCUCAUGAAGGAGAUUGUGGAAGAGACUGACGUCAAAAUAUCUUCAAUCCUAUCUUACGCUAAGUCGACGAUGAUUGACAAUAGACUGCAGAAUUAUACGACAUUUUUCAAGAGCAAAGGUAUCGGCAUAAUAAACGCAGCGGCUACGGGCAUGGGCCUCCUCUCCAACAUGGGUCCUCAGCCGUGGCAUCCAGCCAGCGAUGACAUAAAGGCGCUGUGCAAAAGAGCCUCCGAAUAUUGUAAGAGUCAAAACGUGGAACUGGCCCGCCUAGCCACCUGGUUCACACUGAGUCAACCAGGCAUAGACACGAAUGUCUGCGGUUUCCUGACCCUGGACCAUUUUGUGGACAGCCUUCAAUGUUUGGAGACUGGACUAAGUAGACACGAGCAGACAAUUCUCGCUUAUGUUCAAGAAAGAUUCUUCGACAAAGUUACUCUACACUGGGAUGGCGUAGAGUUGCCAGUGUACCAGGAAAAACUAAGGAAGAGGCUCGCCCAAUAAACCAUAUCUGGCGCAUAAAUUGAACUAAAAUGGUGCAGGUCUAUGUCGUCAUUCGUACACACCUCUCUCUCACCUCGAUAAACACCAUUAAUGUAGGUACC
This is a messenger RNA of Amyelois transitella, 1323 nucleotides long. RefSeq lists its product as uncharacterized. Bases 236 to 1222 code for a protein of 328 amino acids. The transcript has 8 exons. The record is from RefSeq and is a predicted model, not a curated record. Gene Ontology annotation, cellular component: cytosol. Gene Ontology annotation, molecular function: L-galactose dehydrogenase activity. NCBI's taxonomy places the organism in Eukaryota, Metazoa, Arthropoda, Insecta, Lepidoptera, Pyralidae.